This is a messenger RNA of Entamoeba dispar SAW760, 885 nucleotides long. RefSeq lists its product as uncharacterized. The record is from RefSeq and is a predicted model, not a curated record. NCBI's taxonomy places the organism in Eukaryota, Evosea, Mastigamoebida, Endamoebidae. The transcript is spliced from 2 exons. Bases 1 to 885 code for a protein of 294 amino acids.
AUGCAGAUUCAUCGAUACACAAUAUUCAUUAAUGGAAAAAAAGAUAAUAAAAACAUCCAGAAUAAAGUUGACUUUAUAAUCGAGUCAUUAAUUAAAUGUAGAGUACCAAGAUGCUCUAUAAAGAUUUGUAAUGUUAGUAAUAAUAAAGAAUUUGAAGAAGUGUUAGAGAGUACAGUAAAUGGAAAGCCAUAUCCAUUAUUGUAUUUGUGGGGAGAAUUCUUUGGGACAUAUGAGGAUGUUCAAACUGGAAUAGUGGAUGGAAGUUUAGCAUUAUCAGUACUUAAUGACCCAAAUAGAACACACCAAGGAAAGAAGAUUGGAUUAAUUCGACCUAAAUCUGAAUUAGAAAAUGCUAAAAUUUAUGAGGAUUAUAUUCAUCAUGAAAAAAAACAGGAUAUAUUCAAAGACGGUGAUAUUAUCAAUGAAUACCAAAAUGAUUCUGAUGAAGAAAAAAUGGUUGAACUGAAAGGGUUUAAUAAACAAGUCCAAAUCAAUAACGAGAGUUGGAUUAGUGGAACUGAAUGGUUACUUCGGGUAUUAUCUGGAAUGCUUUUUGUUCCUCUUAUUCAACGAGUAUUUGAAAAUAAAGAAAUUAAAAAAUUAGAAGGGGACAUUGAGUUUAAUGUUAUUAGAACAAAUUGGUAUUGGAAACAUCAAAAGAGAAUCAUUAGAUUUAGUAAAGAUAAAUUUUAUAGAUUUAAUGGAGACACUUUUAGAGAAGAAUUUAAUUAUGAUGAUGUGUCUGAUGUCUUUGUCAAUGGUAAAAAUAUUGUUAUUAAUUUUAACAAAAACUCUUAUUCACAGUUCAUAGAAUGUGAUAACAGUGAUGAGUUUUUAUCUGUUCUUGAAGAGCAUUGUCAUUCUCUUACAAUAAAAAAGGUUUAA